AAGUGUGAUUGUGGCGAAACCAGGGACACAACGAGGGCUUUGUCUCCCCCAAUUUCGUUAACUGCAUCGGAAAAAAAAUACAUCGUUAAUAUAUCCCUAAGCAGCCCGGAGUUUGUAGUGAAGCACGUGCAACACAAUUCUGAUCCCGACAAUAAUAUUUUGUCCUCCUCCUCCACUUGUACAGUCCUUUUGAGGCGAUUAUUAGUGGAUGAUAUGGUAUGCGAGAGCCGACCCCACACCGAGCCCCGGAAGCACAUCAUUCAUGGUAUCGAAGACCAGGACACCAAAUCUGUUGUAUUCUCAGUCCUUAAUUUUUGCUCCUACUGCUGCAAUGCUAAUUCUGAUAAUUGUCAUUGUGAUAAUAGUGAUCCGCUUAGGUUUCUUUCUAGUUUCGAGGACAUGGACAUGACCAACCUAAAGCAGCCGCUGUUUGGCGAAGAAAACACAUUUCGUAUUGUAGGCCACUGUGACGGUAUCAUUUGUGUCCAACUUAAUGCUGCAGAGGUGUUGUUAUGGAACCCAGCAAUUCAUGAGGCACCCAAGCUACUGCCUCCGGAGCCGUACCUAGAUGUCGACAUUGGUUCAUCAAUGCGUGACAUGUCACGGGCCCUGGGAUUUGGCUAUGAUCCUAAAACCAAUGAUUACAAAGUUGUUGACAUUGGAUAUCCUGGCUAUGAAACAUAUGGUGAUGGUGGAAAUGACCUUAUAAUUUAUACGCCAAAACCAGUAGUGUACAGUUUGGGGACGGAUACUUGGAGAGAGAUCGCGACGGGCUCUCUGGAAACUGAAACUACAAACCUUUGGCCGGAGGAUUUCCAGUUCUACUUAAAAGGGAUGUGUUACUGGGUGGGGCACGAGCAAUCUAAGUUGAUCGACGGCUGGGGUGACAUGCUGGUGGAAGACAUUAGGGAUGUGAUCAUUUCGUUUGAUAUGAGGGAUGAGGUGUUUCAUGAUAUACUGUUGCCGCAUGUAUAUUGUUUAAGCCCAACGAUUUUUUAUAAUAUACGGCUUCUGCUGUGGAAUCAUAAGUCUGUUGCUCUUUUUGGAUGCUGUGGUUGGGGACGCAAUGAUGAAUCCUUUGGAAUAUGGGUCCUGCAUGAAGAAUUUGGAAAUCGGCCGAACAAUAAUUAUUAUAAUGCUACUUGGACCAAACACCAUGCUUUUGAUCUCACUUUGACCCACAAGCCUUUGGCAUUUUGGAAGAGCGAUGAGAUUCUUUUGGCUUCUAUUUCUACAGAUCGUUAUCAAUCUCUAGUCUCCUACAACCUCCAUACAAAAGCAUCAUCUCAGUGUCUUCCUAUUCUAGGCGUUCCGGACGGUUUUGCCGCUGUUAUUUACAUGCCUAGUAUGGUUUCUGUUUUGGGAUUUAAUAAAUUUCACAAUGCGUCAACCAAGGUCUUGUAACUCAAGUGAUUAAGAAUAUUAUUUACUAUGCA
Prunus avium (sweet cherry) is the source of this 1436-nucleotide messenger RNA. The record is from RefSeq and is a predicted model, not a curated record. Lineage: Eukaryota; Viridiplantae; Streptophyta; Magnoliopsida; Rosales; Rosaceae.